AUGGUCUCCGCCGUUGUUUUCGGGUACCACAACGUCGGCGUGAGGUGUCUCUCCGUCCUCCUUGCACAAGACAUCGAGGUGAAGCUGGUGGUGACCCAUCCGGACGAUGAGGACGAGAAUAUCUGGUUCGACAGCGUAUCGAACCUGGCGAGUUUACAUGGAAUCCCCGUGAUUACGCCCGACGACCCGAAUACAGAAGAAAUGAUCACGCGGCUACGGUCGUUGAACCCCGAUUUUAUUUUCUCCUUCUACUACCGCAAGAUUCUUAGCGUGGCGGUCUUGGAGACGGCCCGGCAAGGCUGCUACAACAUGCACGGCUCUCUGCUGCCUCGCUAUCGUGGCCGCGCCCCCGUCAACUGGGCUCUCGUGCACGGCGAAGCCCAGACGGGCGCCACGCUCCACGAAAUGGUGCGAAAGCCCGAUGCAGGCGCCAUUGUGGGGCAGAUGGCCGUGCCCAUCCUGCCCAAUGAUACGGCGUCGGAUGUCUUCUCCAAGGUAUUGGUCGCGGCGGAGUUGGUGCUCUGCCAAACACUGCCCGAGAUCGUGAGUGGCACGGUGGUCGCCAGACAGAUGGACCUCAGCUGCGGGUCGUAUUUCGGCGGACGCAAGCCACAGGACGGGCUGAUCGAAUGGGGGACGAUGGGCGCUCGACAAAUUCACAAUCUUGUGCGAGCUGUGACGCAUCCGUAUCCGGGGGCGUUCAUGGAUACGGCCAAAGGACGGGUAGUCAUUUGGCGCACAUUGGUGGUAGAAGAUACUAGCCCUAAGUCCUCCGCUCAGCAGCCCAGUCUGCUCCAGAAAGGGGACCAGCUGCUGGCCACUGCUUGCGAUGGCGGGGUCCUGCGCGUCAUCCGUGCAGAGCUGGAGGGCCGAUUGUUGGACCAGGAGACUUUUACAGAGAUCUUCGGCGCUUCAUACCCACUUCCUUAA
Molecule: messenger RNA, 930 nt
Organism: Aspergillus pseudonomiae
Lineage: Eukaryota; Fungi; Ascomycota; Eurotiomycetes; Eurotiales; Aspergillaceae
Product: formyl transferase
Exons: 1
Coding region: 1-930 (309 amino acids)
Biological process (GO): biosynthetic process; conversion of methionyl-tRNA to N-formyl-methionyl-tRNA
Cellular component (GO): cytosol
Molecular function (GO): methionyl-tRNA formyltransferase activity
Source: RefSeq, a predicted model, not a curated record